This is a messenger RNA of Acanthaster planci (crown-of-thorns starfish), 501 nucleotides long. RefSeq names its product tRNA (cytosine(38)-C(5))-methyltransferase-like. Gene Ontology annotation, cellular component: nucleus. The record is from RefSeq and is a predicted model, not a curated record. Lineage: Eukaryota; Metazoa; Echinodermata; Asteroidea; Valvatida; Acanthasteridae. Gene Ontology annotation, molecular function: methyltransferase activity.
AUGGCUGCGCCCAAUGCACCGAUGCGUGUGAUUAGGGUUUUAGAAUUCUACAGCGGAAUUGGAGGAAUGCAUUUUGCCAUCAAAGGUGGAGUCAGGUUGCAGCAUUUUUCCCCGAAUGACUGGUUUAUCAAAAGUUAUCUGGAUGCGACUGUGAUAGCCGCUGUUGACAUCAAUGAUGUUGCCAACAAGGUGUACAAAUAUAACUUCCCACACGCAAACCUCAUGCAACGGAAUAUCCAGUCAAUUACAGUGGAGGAGUUUGACGAGAUGGAGGCAGACAUGUUUCUCAUGAGUCCACCCUGCCAACCAUUCACAAGGGUUGGUCUGAAGGGAGAUCUGCAGGAUCCACGUACCCAGAGUUUCUUGCAUCUACUCCAGACGCUGCCCCGCUUGGCCAGAAUGCCCAGCUACAUUCUGGUGGAGAAUGUUCAAGGCUUUGAAGGAUCCAACUCCAGGGCUCAGCUUGUGAAGACUUUGGAGAACUGUUGCUAUGACUACCAG